This is a messenger RNA of Agrilus planipennis (emerald ash borer), 604 nucleotides long. RefSeq names its product probable DNA-directed RNA polymerases I and III subunit RPAC2 (gene l(2)37Cg). NCBI's taxonomy places the organism in Eukaryota, Metazoa, Arthropoda, Insecta, Coleoptera, Buprestidae. The record is from RefSeq and is a predicted model, not a curated record. Gene Ontology annotation, biological process: DNA-templated transcription. The transcript has 3 exons. Gene Ontology annotation, molecular function: DNA-directed RNA polymerase activity; protein dimerization activity; DNA binding. The coding region runs from base 128 to 445 and encodes 105 amino acids. Gene Ontology annotation, cellular component: RNA polymerase I complex; RNA polymerase III complex.
UCUAUUAUCUAUGGUUAUCGACGUUAACUGACGUUAACCUAGAAAAAGUGUUAAAAAUCAUAUAUAAAUACUAAAUCAGAAUUAUUAUAUUCCUUUUAAACUUUGAAGAAUUAAUGAAUAUUUAAAAAUGCCAAUAUCACAAUUGGCAAGCAGUGAAUCAGCAGGAGAAAGAUCAAAGACAUUCGUGUUUGAAGAUGAGGGGCACACUUUAGGAAAUACUCUGCGAAGUAUAAUUUCAAGCUACAAAGAUGUUCAAUUUUGUGGUUACACAAUAUCUCAUCCGGCAGAAAAGAAAAUGAACUUAAGGAUACAAAUGUAUGAAGGUAGAGCUGUUGAUGCUCUUAGAAGAGGUUUAGAAGAUUUAGUUAAUGUUUGUGAUCACACUUUGGACUUAUUUGAAAAUGAACUGACUACAUUCAAAAAAGAAAACAACAUUGAAAGCUGAAAUUCAUUAUUAUUUUUUAGGAAAAAUAGAUGGUUUACAAUAACGAUUUAUUUACCACAUCAACAAUGUUUAUUAUAUGGGUAGUUGAAUUAAUAAACUAUAUAUAACGUAAAUGUUAUUUUGAAGAAAUGCAAAUACAUGGUUUUCUCAUGAAUGUAA